Betta splendens (Siamese fighting fish) is the source of this 3845-nucleotide messenger RNA. It is a transcript of the gene primpol, whose product is annotated as primase and polymerase (DNA-directed). Gene Ontology annotation, biological process: mitochondrial DNA replication; response to UV; replication fork processing. The record is from RefSeq and is a predicted model, not a curated record. The transcript has 14 exons. Gene Ontology annotation, molecular function: DNA-directed DNA polymerase activity; chromatin binding. The coding region runs from base 223 to 1815 and encodes 530 amino acids. NCBI's taxonomy places the organism in Eukaryota, Metazoa, Chordata, Actinopteri, Anabantiformes, Osphronemidae. Gene Ontology annotation, cellular component: mitochondrial matrix; nucleus.
UAUUGCAGUAUUUUACUUUGACACGACAAUUUGGCCGGAAGCAACACUACUUCCGGGUUCUGGCGCGCCAAAAUUACAAACUAGACGCGUGCAGGUCAAACCAAGAGAGCAUUGUUUAGACGCUCUGUUCCUGACCUCUGACCCCACUUCACCGCUGGGCAAACGUGAAGAGCUUCACCUGUACGUGCAAUAAAAGGUGGCGUGAUUAAAGAGCACCUGAGGAUGAGGAAGUGGGAAGAGCGACUGAAGAGGGUCGAGCAGCGUGCUCAGUCCUUCCAGCUGUGUCCCCUCACCACGCGCUACAAACCUCGGCUGUGCCAGCCCUCCUCCACCUGGAAGCUCUUCCCCCGUCAGAGUCUGGCCAUCGGCUUCGCUCAGAGCUGCAAAGAGGCUGCACAUGUGUUUGCACUCGAAAAAGAGAACACAACUCUUGGUCAGCGGAUCUAUCUGGUUACCAGUUACAGCGAGCUCUGGCAUUACUACAGGACCUACACCCAGUCCCUGAUGCACUGUUACGAGGUGAUACCAGAGGGGGCUGUCUGUAAGCUUUACUUCGACUUGGAGUUCCACAAACCGUCAAACAAAGAAGCCGAUGGCGAAGCAAUGGUGUUCUCCCUCAUCCAGUAUGUCUGUGACAACCUACUGGAAGUUUAUGGGAUUACAUGUUCUGUAAAAAAUGUCCUCAACCUCGACUCCAGCACAGAAGACAAGUUCAGUCGACAUCUCAUCUUCAAUCUCCAAAACGCAGCUUUCAAAGACAACAUACAUGUUGGGAGGUUUGUUCAUGCGAUUCUUCAGCCAGCGCUGAACACACUCAAACGCGACAGUGACUCCGAUUCUGGGAAUUCAGUGGCAGACAAAAGGGUGCCGCCAGCAGAGGCCGGUGAGACAGAACGUCCACAGACCAAGCGGCGUAAGCGUGAAGAGAAAGACCUGAGCUUCCUCCAGGUGAGAAACAAGGACGGUCGCAACGGGCUCUUUGUGGAUCUCGGUGUUUAUACGAAAAACAGAAAUUUCCGCCUUUACAAAUCCUCAAAAGUGGGAAAGAACGCAGCGUUCACUGUGGCAGACGACAACCAGUUCACAGCCAAAGCUGAGAAGGGGAUGUCUGCAGAGGAAAGCAUAUUCCUGGCUUCCUUGAUCUGUAAUGUGAGUUUCACAGGUCAGAGAAUUCUCAUGUGGGAAGGACCAGAAACACAGGAGUCCAAAACCUCCAAGCCACAGCACACGUCAGCCACAAAUUCGGAGUCACUUUCUGGCUGCCAGUCGUCCCCUCACCAGGAGGUGGACGCCUUCGUUUUACAUGUGGUUCAAAAGGACGGGAUACAAGGAAGCAUCAGACGAUGGAACUACUUUGCUGCAGAACAGCUGCUCGUCUACGAUAUCGCCAGAUACCGCUGGUGUGAGAAUGUGAGGCGGUUUCAUCAAAGCAACAACAUCAUGAUUGUUGUGGAUCUUAAAGACGAGGUGUGGUACCAGAAGUGUCACGAUCCCGACUGCAGGAACUUCAGGUCCUCAAGUUUUCCUUUUACAGGUUGCCCACUUCCACAGGAAAUCUGCAUCAGCUACAUCAUGAAACUGGAUGAGGAGGACCAAAUGUACGUAAUGGAUGAUUCUGGCAAUAUCGAACCAAGCCAGACUGUAAACCAGGUCCCACGAAGCACAGUGUGUCCCGAAGAGAGAGCAGCCGAUGUCUGGGGAGACGCACAGGAUGACCAGGACUACUUAAAGAGCCUGGACGACUUCGAACAAAGCAGUGCAGAGAUCUCUGAUCAGCUUCUGCUUGGUUGCAUGGCUGAGUUCGAGUCUGACUAGAAGGUAGACCUUUGUGUAAUCCUGCACUGAUCAUUACUUUAAGAAUUUGAAUAGAAAACUGCUUUUAAAAUGUUUUAAUAAGCAUUUAAUGUAAAGUGAAUCUCGUGGACCUGUUAAAGCUGCUUAGCUCUAAAUCUAAACACAAAGAAAAAACAGACAAAAUCUGAGGAAAUAUUAAGACAGUUUAUUUGAUAAAGCUGACAUUGAUACUAUACUUACAAAACUGUGCUUUACAUUAUAACCACUACUCUCAUUGAGUCCUCAACAUGAUUAGAAGUGUGUGACUAUCCCGCAACUUGUGGCACUGAAAUCAGAAUCGUUCCAUGCAACGCGUUUUCAUGCAAACAGUCAGAAAAAUAAAUUAUCUGUAAAGCAACAUGAUUGGGCACUGACACAGGUUCAUCAGUUCUUUAGUCUGCAGCACUGACAAACACAGGAAUGAAGGAACUUACACCUACAGAGCAUCAGGCACAUGCUCUGCCUUUAAAUAGUCUUUAGGCAGAUUCACUAUUUACAGGCUUGAUGAUUCCAUUAAAUAUCAACUUAAAUAGAUAACCAAAACAUGAAACAGUUUGGCACAUAAAUAGUUAAUAUUUGUCACUGUUAAAAGCAUAUUUGUUGGAUUUUUGUCUCCCUAAGGCUUAAACUGAUGUUUAAGAUACUCAACAUAGUCCAUGGUCAUAUAAAAGUCCCACUUCCUUUAAAACCUUACUGUACCUCUACUACGCAGCAUCCCCAACCUUGUCCUUUUGAAUAGACAGGGAUGGUAGGGAUUUACUAACCACACCAGUAAAACAUACCAGUCCAAAGCUUCAGAUUGUCAGGAACAAACAAAGGCUGACUCCUCCUUGUGCCUCUGUACUCGGAGGUUUGGCUCACAUCUUGAUUCUCGCGUAAAGUCCAUCAAUCUGCUCCCGGAAGUGUGUGCGGAGCUCCGCCCUCUUUGCCUUCAGCGUGGGCGUCAGCAAACCGUUCUGGACGGAGAACAUCUCGCGGUGUAAGGCGAUGUCUCGGACCUGCAGGGGGAGAACAGCAGAGCAGGGACGGCACAAGUUAACCGUAGCUCAGGGCUUCGCUGAACGAACAACCACGCGGCUGCGUUUGAAGAUGUGCCGCUUAUGCGCAGUUGAAUAAACCUUAUUAUAACCUUGGGAUCAAAACCAAACACGGCAACAAUCACCUGCUCAAACGACUUGAGCCCCGCUUCUUUCCCCAGCGUCAGCAUGUCCUCCAAAAUGGCCUUUUUCACAUCCUGGAGACAGAGGAGAUUUUACACGUGUACAGAGUCGAGGCAGCGUUGAUUAAAAAAUAUAAGAUCCCACCUUGUUGCUGCACAGCUCAGAGAGGGAUCCCUCGAUCCCUUUUCUCUUGGCCCAGACAGGUAGAAAGUCAGGAUCAGGCACCACAAUCCCCACCAGACAGGCCUUAAACCAGGAAACGAGCAAACCUUCAUUAGCACCAACGCGUCUGGAGCUCGUUUCGUUUAAAACAUGUGACCUUUGUUGAUUCUGACCUGUAAACUGUCACCGUGAACGAAUAUCUGGGACACGACGUCGCAGCGAUUGUACACGGUCUCUAUCUUCUCGGGGGCGAUGUAUUCUCCUUGUGCCAGCUUGAAGAUGUGCUUCUUCCUGUCGAUGAUCUUCAGCGUCCCGUUCUGCAUUCAGCCACAGGAGUUAUAAACCUGGUUUAUAAUGGGGUUCCUGGCGGCGUCCUGCGUUUCUUACCGGAAGCCAUUUCCCGAUGUCUCCCGUGUGCAGCCACCCGUCCGCGUCGAUGGCCUCGGCCGUUCUCUCGGGAUCCUUCAGGUAUCCCCGGAAUACGUUUGGUCCCUUGACGCACACCUACAGCACGAGAAGCAACAAGGGACACACUGACUGUCGCGUUUUGUCUCCUGUUUGUGGAAGUUUUCAUGUCAUGUGUUUUUUUUUCUCAACAAAAGUGGUUUGUACCAAUUCUUCUAUUUUAAAUACAAUUAGUAAUAUAAUUGAUUUAUUGCUAAAUACAUAUUCCUACUACUACUACUACUA